Molecule: messenger RNA, 603 nt
Organism: Condylostylus longicornis
Lineage: Eukaryota; Metazoa; Arthropoda; Insecta; Diptera; Dolichopodidae
Exons: 1
Coding region: 1-603 (200 amino acids)
Source: RefSeq, a predicted model, not a curated record
AUGGCAACAAACAACACUGAUGCUUCAACAUCUUCAGCUACCGCCAACACUAUAGCUCCGCUGCAAUUAACGAUAGAUCCGAUGCAGUACAUCCAAAAUUUACCAGAAUUUAACGGAAAAGGUGAGGAACUUUAUUCUUUUGUAGAAUUAGUGGACAAUAUUUGUCCUUUAAUAUUAAGAUAUGAUCGUAGUAGUCAAAAAAUUUUAUUAAAUAAAGUUAAAAGUAGAGUUAUAUAUAGUGCUAGAGAAGUGUUAGAAAUUAAUAAUAAUACUCAAAGUUGGUCGGAAAUGAAAUCUGUCUUGAUCAAUAAUUUUAGAGAUAGUAAAACUGCUUUGCAAAUUUAUGAUGAACUAAGAGCAGUCAGUUUUGCUACUCAUAGUGUAGACUUGUUCAAUGAAAUUAAAAAGGUAUUGAGGCGACUCAAUAAUAAAGUAAAAACUGAUCCUAACUCAGUUUUUACAACCGCCAUAAAUAUCGAAACAGCUUUGAAAAUUUUCAAAGACAAGUUACCAGAACCAAUGCGUUUCAUUUUAUAUUGCAGAAAUCCGGCUACAAUAGAAGAAGCAAUGCAUAUUUUGCAUGAAUGCAAUUAUGCAUAUUAG